GAGCGGAGCAGCCGCUGGCAGGGCCCUGCUCUGCUUCGGGAUUUUAUGCACCUGUCCGGGUUACUGCUCGCCCUGGAGAAGGAGGAGAAGGGACCUGUCCCGGCCAUGUGCUCGGUAAGCGAGGGCGGCAGCACAGACCCCUUCGUAGCCCGCUUCAGGCAGGUGGAGGAGACGCUGGAGAAGCUGCACCGGGAGAACAGGAGCCUGAAGAACAAAGUGCCUCGGUACAACGCGCUCUGCACCCUGUACCACGAGUCCGCGCAGCAGCUGAAGCACCUCCAGCUGCAGCUGGCGGCCAAGGAGGCGACGAUCCGGGAGCUGCGGGGCAGCCUGGCCCGGCAGCCGCAGCCCCCGGCGCCGGGAGAGGCGGCGGCGGGCGCGGAGCCGGCCCGCUCGCUGGUGGAGAGCCUGCUGGAGCAGCUGGGACAGGCCCGGGAACAGCUCCGGGACAGCGAGCGGCUCUCGGCGCGGAGGGUGGAAGCGCUGAGCCAGGAAGUACAGAAGUUGAAUCAGCAGCUAGAGGAGAAAAAUGGAGAGAUACAGCAGAUGAUAAAUCAACCUCCAUAUGAAAAGGAGAGAGAAAUCUUACGACUGCAGAAGACCUUGGCAGAGAAGGAGAAGGCUCAAGCCACCAGUGAUGUUUUGUGCCGUUCACUCACCGACGAAACUCACCAACUUCAACGCAAAUUAGCAUCCACAGCAGAAAUGUGUCAACAUCUGGCAAAGUGUCUAGAAGAGAAGCAAAGAAAAGAGAAAAGGAAUUCAGAUGACCAGAUACCUACUGAAAGAUCUAAUCAGGUUUUAGACAAUGAAACUUCACUUCAAGCUCUUAUCUGCAACCUACAAGAUGAAAACAGGAUGUUAAAACAAAAAGUGGCUCACGUGGAAGAUCUGAAUGCAAAAUGGCAGAAAUACGAUGCGAGUAGGGAUGAGUAUGUGAAGCGACUCCAUGUGCAGCUGAAAGAGAUGAAGACACAACUGGAGCAGCAGCACGGCCUGACUUCAGCACAAACUAAUUCUGACCUGAUGCACAAAGAGAUAUUCCGGCUAAACAAGCUACUGGAAGAAAAAAUGAAUGAAUGCAUGAAAACAAAGAGAGAACUGGAAGACAUGAAGAAGGCUAGUGAAGGAGAUAACGAGCGCAUACAAAUGCUUGAGCAACAGGUCCUCGUUUAUAAAGACGAUUUCACAUCUGAGAGAUCAGACAGAGAACGAGCACAGAGCAAAAUACAAGAACUUCAGGCAGAAGUUGCAUGUUUGCAACACCAGCUAGCAAGAAGACAGGACUCAAGAGACACAAGUAGUCAUUUCAGAGUUCAUGCUGGUAAACAAAAUCAUCUGUACCUACAGACGAAUGUGGAACAUCUACAGGGCAACAGCCCAGGCCAAACAGGCACGAGAAGGACACCUUCACAGUCUGAACAAGCUUCUCCUCCUGCGGACAAUGGAAACUCGGGAUCCGAAGGCAGGGCACAGGGUGAACUCAGAUGCCCUCAUUGCAUGAGGUUUUUCAGGGAUGAACUCAGUGAUGAAUUCCUCAAGCACGUUGCUGAAUGUUGUCAGUGACCGCGGGAUAUGAGGGGGUGUAAGUCAAUCACUACUUUAUAGACAUAAAACUUGGCUCUAUACAUAUCUCCUACAGUCCUAAACAAGAGUAAUUCAAAUGGAGAGCUCUUGGGAAUUAGGAGAAUGAACAAAAUCUACCUCUUGCUUAAUUUCACCUUCUCUUGGACUGUAUGAAAGGCCUCAAGAGAAAGCAAAGUGUUUUUCUGAAAAAUUAUUUUUGACAGCUACAAGGAAGAAGGCAAGCAUAAUGCAAAUUCUACUACAACUAAACUGAAACCUACGGUGGUAGCUCAGCUUCAGAGUGCAGCUUGACUCGUAUUUGGGUCUAAUUCUCUACCGCAGUCUGACAGCUUGUGAAAAAAGUUACUGAACUUGAAAUUUUCCUCUUCUUCCAGAAGUGCAGGCUGAAGAACAGGGAGGAACAUUUUGACAAAAGAUAGGAAAAAUCUUACUGUGCUUUAUCUGGAUUAAAAGCGAAAGUAUUUUCUGGUCUAUUGAUGUUGAACUUUCAGACGUAUCAUCUGAAAAUCCUUGUGUUUAACUGAAAUCAGAAGAGAUAAAAAAACCAUUAAAGGGCUGGUUAUUGACUAAAACUAGCCUGUCUUUUUGCACAGAGACAAGGUACAGGGAUAUUUAUAUUUUCUGUGCCAUAAGUAACUAUUUUACAGAUUUGUAAAUGUGUAUUUGUGUAAUUAUUGAUUAUAUUCCUAUUUUACCUAAGGAUUAUUUUUAUAAUAAAAGUGAUCGUGCAGUUGCUUUACUACAUUAGUAAGGGGGUUGAAAAUCUCUCUUUCAGUGUAAGUAUUUAAAUGUGAAAUAGUCCCAGUGGCUAUACUAAGGGCUAAUUAAAUGUCACUGCUUCAGAUAUGACUUAUUUCAUUACUUCAGUGAUAACCAGCUUCUCAGACUAUUUUCAAGUAUGUUGAAAAAAAAAAUCACUCACCUCUGAGCAGAAGAAUGACCUUUCAGAGGCAAAGGAACACGUUUAAUGCCCUACCUUGCCACACAACUAUGACUAUGCCAACGCUGCCUUAAAUUUCUUCUUGUCUGCACUGGAGAGAACUUCAACAAAUAGCAGGGGACUGCUUUGAGAAGAAGUAUCUGGAAUUAAAGUUUACAGACAUAAGAGCCCCACAGUUUUUCCCAGCCUUGGCUCCAAGUGUUUCUCACUGUGCAAGAGUUGGGGUUAAGGAUGGGAUACAAAGUAAAGGCCUGCUGCAACCAUGACACUUCAUAAUUAAAGAAAACAGACCUGUCUUCUGCUUUGCUUUGUUCCCUGUUCUACACUUUAGGAGGACUGUGGGUAUUUUUCUGGAUAUUUCCUUUUCAGGAUCCAGUUGCAGCCCUAAAGGAAGACAGUGGUUUAUGCCACUGUUGCCUUAGGUGGGAUAAUACCAAAAAAGAUGGCUGGGCCAUUGCACUUGCAUGCUGCAUGCAAUGGUUAUUAUUAAUCUAAUCUACAACUGCUUGCAAAUCUGUAAUUGAUUACUAGCUUGUUUUAACCAACACAUGUACAAACAUGCAGAAAUUUUUAUUUUUUUCCUUUUUUUAGUGACCAUUUUUACAUUGCCUUUUAAGGUCCUAAGAGAUCAGAUGCGGCCCACAGAAUAUAAGCUGAGAAACAUGAUUAAACUUCCUGUGGCAUAAACUAAUCUUACUUUUUCUGACUGGUCUCAUUAAACAAGCCUGGUUUACAGCUUCAGUGUACAUCAGUAUGAUAUUGCCAGUGACUGAUACAACAGAAUAGG
This is a messenger RNA of Chiroxiphia lanceolata (lance-tailed manakin), 3314 nucleotides long. RefSeq names its product TNFAIP3 interacting protein 2 (gene TNIP2). The coding region runs from base 46 to 1566 and encodes 506 amino acids. Lineage: Eukaryota; Metazoa; Chordata; Aves; Passeriformes; Pipridae. The transcript is spliced from 6 exons. Gene Ontology annotation, molecular function: K63-linked polyubiquitin modification-dependent protein binding. The record is from RefSeq and is a predicted model, not a curated record. Gene Ontology annotation, biological process: cellular response to lipopolysaccharide; regulation of transcription by RNA polymerase II.